AUGUCAGCACAAAGGAUUGCUCAUUCUCUCUCCCCGCCGUUGGGAUUUGACAUCCAGCCCACUGCCCACGCCCCCGAAAAUAGAAUCUUCUCAACUCACCGCUCACUCCUAUUUAUGAAUCAUUUUUGAGAGUUGAGAUUCGUGCGAAAAGUGUGUGAUUAUAAGAAAUCAUGAUACUGGUGGCGCUACUGACGGAGUUUCUGGAGGAGUACACGGUGUUGCUGGCCAGAGUGUUGGAGCACGUAUUCCACCGGGCGCCGCUGCCUUUUCCUCGGCGAGUUCGCUUUCUCAUCCUCAGACAUCUCUCUUUUGCUUCUUCUCCUUCCACUUCCAGGUUCAUCAGAGCUUCUUCUGCAUAGCCGCUUAGUUACUAUUGUACAAAGAUUUUCUGAUUAAUUCUCCCUUGUUCUUUCGUCGUCUGUGUAUUUUUAGAUUUCGACUUGUACCUAUGGUAUCUGAGUUUACUUUAUCUUUUUAGAGUAGAUCAAUCGAGCUACAAUAAUUAUAUGAAUAAUGCUAUGCAGCCUGGGUAUCAGUGAUGACAGAUUUAAUUGA
This is a messenger RNA of Olea europaea var. sylvestris, 555 nucleotides long. RefSeq lists its product as uncharacterized. The record is from RefSeq and is a predicted model, not a curated record. NCBI's taxonomy places the organism in Eukaryota, Viridiplantae, Streptophyta, Magnoliopsida, Lamiales, Oleaceae. Bases 171 to 359 code for a protein of 62 amino acids. The transcript has a single exon.